UGGUUUCUAUUCCCAUAGAUCUAUCCUUGCUAGCCGCGUGAGUUGAUGAAUGCCAUCUACCAUCUCAGUAAAGUGUAACAUACUAAGAGAAUACAUAGUCUACAUAAAUGACUGUUACAGAAAUUAUGAAUUCAUAACCGCACAUAUGCCAUGGAUAAAUAGUGAAAUCUAAAUUAAUUGCUAACAUCACAUUGCCAACAAUCAUUAGAUGGGUCAUUAUUUAUCUGUUCUUUCUAACAUUCAUUGUGUGCUUGGCUGGUUGCAUGAUUAUAAAUUGCUAAUGUGUAAGUGACAGGAGACUCAUUGCAAAAUGUAUAUUUAACUUUGUGAUGACACCGAUAAUACCAUGUUAACAACAAGCAGUAUUGUCCCACCUGGAAAAAAACAACAAGCAGUAUUGUGCGCAAGCACAAGACCACUUUGGGUCUAUAGUACGCAGUCUUUCCCUACAUUUCUGCAAGAGGCUGUUUUCAGGACUCGAACUCGUGACCUCAUGGUCACAAGGCAAAAGCUUUACCGCUGCGCCAAGGCUCCCCUUCUCAAAAACUCAAUAUUGUAAUAUAAACAUUUCACAAUGAAUCAAGUUUUUGGUAAAUCUCAUGCACCUCCAUGUUCCUCUCUUCCAUGACUUCUCACUCUGCAUUUGGGGUUUAAUUAAUCAGAUUUUUCAUGUUUGUUGAUUCAAGUGUCUUGCUUUCUGGUGUGGAUAGGUGCUUAUUUGUCAUUGGUGAUAUAUGGGAUAAGGAAACAUGUUACUUGGUACAAGGUCUUUUUAAGGGCAGUGUUGGAAGUAAAAUCAUCACCACAACUCGUGAUCUCAAUAUUGCUAAAGGAGUUGGUGGCGCGGUGUACACAAUGAAACCACUCUGCCCCGCUGACUCCAAAAGGUUAUUUUGGGCCAAAGCUGGGCCUGCAAGCCAUCAUGCUGAAUUGGACAUAGUGGCACAUAAAAUUUUGCGUAAAUGUGGUGGUGUUCCAAUAGCUAUCACUAUGAUAGGCAGCUUGCUUAAUAAAGAACAAAGCAAGGAGUGGCAUAGGGUGUAUGAGUCUAUUGGUUUUGAUGGGCACAAGGAGUUUGAGCACAUAAAGUUGGUGUUUGCUCAUAGCUAUUAUGCUCUACCCUAUAACAUCAAGAAAUGCUUUUUGUACCUAGGCCUGUUCCGAAAAGACCAAUACAUCGAGAAGAAUAUGUUGAUAUGGAGGUGGGUAGCAGAAGGCCUUGUUUCUGAUGGGUUAUUUGAAACUGGGGAGAACUAUUUCAAUGAGCUACUGGAUAGGGGCAUGAUCCAGUGGGCGGUGAGCCCUGGUGACGUCGGCCAAGGUGGUUGCCGGGUCCAAGAUUUGAUGCUUGACCUCAUCCACGAUCUGUCAAGCAGCGAGAAUUUUUCCACUCUGCUAGGCAUGAAGCAACAGUGCGCAUCUCGAACCGGACCCAUUCAUAGAUUAGCCAUCCACAAGGGCCAAGAUCAAAACACUAGGCUGGAAGUGGGGGAGGUGCUGUCGUUCUAUGCAGCAUGUGCCCCGGCAGUAGCUUACCACCACUCCAAAGGUUUAAACAGCUGCGUGUAAUAGAUCUGGAGGCUUGUGAUUUAUCCGUCAGAGGUUGCAAACUGAAGGACCUCCGUAAACUGAAAGGGCUGAAGUAUGUUGGGCUUGUGGGCACACCCGUAGCCGAGCUCCCAAGGGAAAUAGGAGGCCUCGAGCUCCUACAGACGCUCGACGUGACGGCAACCGGCAUCAGAGAGCUGCCACCGGUCGUCGGAGAGCUAAGGAAGCUGAGGUGCCUGCGUGCUGGCAAGGGCACAAGGAUGAUGGGCUGGAUAUAGGGGGCCUGAUGUACCUGGAAGAGCUCUGGCUGCACUCGACGGACAAGUCCCCGGACUUCGCCGCCGAGCUCCGGAAGCUGAGAGAGAUGCGGGUGCUGGUAAUCCACUUUGAUGAGAUGGAUGAGGGCACGCAGAAGGUGCUGGUGGCGUCCCUGCUUAAACUGAAGAAGCUCCAGGUCCUACAGGUCUGUUGCGACGCAGACGAGAAGGUCCGCCUGGGCAGCUGGGAAGCCAGCAUGCGCUCCCCGCAGCUCCGCCAGCUGUUGCUCUUUGGGAUCAUCCUACCCAGGCUGAUGCCAUGGAUCCACCACUCACGUGUCCCGAGACUCUCCAAGCUGCUGCUUCAGGUGGAGGUCCUGAACACGCACGACCUGGAGAUCCUCGGGCAGAUGCCGUUGCUCAGCUCUCUCUGCCUCCACAGUGAGGACAACGGCCUGUCGUACACCGCCGGCUGGGACGAAUUCAAGGUGUUGGAACACCUCAACACGAACAUAGAGCUGAUAUGCGGAUUCGGAGCGCUUCCAAGCAUCCAGGAGCUGGAGGUUGGCACCUCAUCCAGGACGGAGACGGACGUUGGCCUGCGGGGGAACAUGCCCUAACUCGAGAAGGCCACCUACAACCUCGACUGCAGUGACUGCGGCCCGUGGAGGUGCACAAGGCAGAGAAAGCACUGAGGCGGGCGAGCCGACGCCAUCCCAACAGGCCAGUCCUCACCAUAAAGAGAUGGAACGACGACUUAUGUUCCUCUUCAUUUCAGGGAAACAGCUGCAAUAAUUCUGAAUGCGAAAGCCAAGUCUCUACCGACAGUGUAGAGUCACCACCUCAGGACUACAGCGACGACAGUGUACUCUCCUUGCUUAACAGCCCGGAUGGAGCCUCUCUUUUGUCAGAGGAAGCAGCCAAGUUAACAGUUGAUCCUCUUCUGUCCGGUGGCUAUGACCACAUCCCCCAAGCUGGCUACCUAGAUUGCAGCACACACACAACCACUGGAGAAAGGUCACACUGUGAAGCCAUGGAACCAAUAAGUCUGACGAUGAUUUUACUACAAAAAUUCACAAAUAAUUUCUCCGAGGAGCGACUACUUGGUCAAGGUGCAUAUGGAAAAGUUUAUAGGGGUGUGCGUCAUGACGGACAAGAGAUUGCUGUGAAGCUGCUCUAUGAUAACAUGCAAACAGUUAGUGAUGAACAAUUUCUUCAUGAGUUUCAAAACCUUAUAAUGCUAAAGCAUCCAAACAUUGUACGGUUAGUUGGCUACUGCUAUGAUACACAGCGUCAACAUAUGGACUUUCAAGGAAGAAUUGUUUUUGGUGAAACGACACAAAAAGCACUUUGCUUCGAGUAUAUGCCUAAGGGAAGCCUCCGAAAGCAUCUGUCUGAUGAAUGUAAAGGACUUGAUUGGCAGGCGCGUUACAAAAUUAUCAAAGGGUCUUGUGAAGGUUUAAAAUACCUUCAUAAAGGAUUGGAAAAACCAUUUUACCAUUUGGACCUAAAACCAGACAAUAUACUUCUAGAUGAAAACAUGGCCCCAAAACUUGCAGAUUUUGGUUUGUCCAAGUUCUACAGCGAAGAACCGACCAAGGUGACAAAAGGCGCUGUUGGGACUAUUGGAUACAUGCCACAUGAAUAUUUAUUUGGAAACGUGGUCUCAAACAAACUAGACAUAUUCAGCUUGGGUGUUGUAAUGAUCAAGAUAAUUGCAGGGCCUAGUGGCCACACCAGACAUGCUGAAAUGCAUUACCAAGAGUUUUUUGAUCUAGUUCUAGGAAAUUGGAGAAAAAGGUUGAAAGAAAUAUGGAGUUCUCCCGAGCCACUAGAAGCACAAUGCCGGCAAGUGAAAAUAUGCACUGAGAUUGCACUGAGCUGCAUGGAGAUAGAUAGGCACAAAAGGCCAAGUAUAGUGGAUAUCUUACAUGAACUUAACAGGACUGAAAUUUUUAUUGGAAAGGUUACUUAUUAUGAACAAGAUCCAUCACUGCCACUUGCUUCCACUUCAAAUGGUGUUCAACCUGCAGCAUCACCUCCAUCUUCAACAUCUUCUCCAUCACGUUCUCCAACACCAUCUGCCAUAGCCAUCGGAUCUGACUUUCUGGCGCAAGACCGUGAUGAAAUCAAUAUAGCAUGGGGUGCUAAAGAUCAAUUCCCGGAAAUAUGCAAAGAGAGGUAUUAAUAAUCCUAGUUGCCAUAGCAAUCAGCGCAUUCUUCUAGAAACUAAGUGUUUUCUUAUCAUUUGUGGUCAUGGUCAUGUAGGUGACAGGUGUGGGAGAGAAAGAGGAAGCAUUCUAAAUGAAAGUUUUCAUUACCACCAGACUCUACAUCACACGACAAUGGUUGCUCUCGCAUUGCCUCCCAAUGGAUGUGGCCAUUUCUUCCCUUGCUGCAGCAGGAACAUGAUAUAAUUCAGUGAUUGGUCAAAGGGCUGGCGAAAUGAGCAGAAAGGGGGACGUCACCUGUAGCACCAAAUGAAAUUCAGAAUUACUUUACCCCCCGGUAUUACCACGAAAUGAAGCAGCCGUCGUGCCGUGGGGAAUUGGACCUACACCCGCCUUUCCGCCCGCCUACGCCGACGUGGGGAACGACGGGGACGCGCCGACACGCGACCCACGUGCUCCUCCUCCUCUCACCGCCGGUGGUCGCCGCUGACCUCGAACUCACCAUGCACCCCGCGCGCAGUGGAGAGCCCCUGCCGCCGUAAGGAGAGUGCCGCCGCAUCUACAUCUUCAUGGGAGAGUUGCGGCGGAGCAAGCUGCAUGCCGGUCGGCGUGGGGUUGGGGGUGGGGACUGGGGAGACAAGAGAACAGAGCUUUUUUUUUUAGGGUAAGAGAACAGAGCUCGGCGGGCUCGGCAGUGUGUACAGGCCGUCCAUAAGUCGUGAAUCCAGGCCGACAUGAAUCCCGGCCCAGGCCCUUCGAGUGCCGGCCCAUGUAUUGUACUUUAGUUUGUCGGGCCUCAUGUAUUAACAGCAUCAGUUUUGCUAAAGCAUGUCUAGAUGUGCUAUAAAUAUUUCACAUCAGUUUUGCUAAA
Messenger RNA from Aegilops tauschii subsp. strangulata, 4847 nucleotides. NCBI's taxonomy places the organism in Eukaryota, Viridiplantae, Streptophyta, Magnoliopsida, Poales, Poaceae. The record is from RefSeq and is a predicted model, not a curated record.